GGUGGUGGUGGAACCGAACCCGCGCUCCGCGCUUCCCUUCCGUUGUUCCUCGCACACCACACCACGACGCCACCACGCCACGACGCGACGACCCUGUCCAUGUCCUCCUCCACCUUGCCCUUGCCUGCCUCGGGCUUCCUAUAUAUAACUGCCCUCCUCUCGCACCCACGGCGCCAUUACGGGCACGGACACCACCCCCCCUCUCCUCUCUCUCUCUCUCUCUCUCUCUCUCUCUCUCUUCUCACCACCCCCGAAGAACUGCAAACUGCACCACACGGCUCGAUCCGCCAACGUACGGCUAUGAAGACGAGGCGCGGCGCCGGCUACUCCUGCCAUGCGGCUGGAGAUGGCCAGGAGGCCGUGCACCGCCGGAAGAGGCGCAGGACGGCGGCCGAGUGUUCGCCGGCCGCGGCUGCCGGCGCUCCAGGUGUCCGCCUGGCGGCCAGAGACAUGUUCGAGGAGCUGCCGGACGAUCUCGUCGUCUCCAUACUAAGGGACGUCGCCGCGUCCGCCGGCUCGCCGGCCGAUCUCGCCGGUGCCAUGCUCACGUGCAAGAGAUUCAGGGAGCUCGGGCAGACCAAGGUGGUGCUCGCGCGGGCGUCGCCGCGGUGCCUCGCGGUGCGCGCCAAGGCCUGGUCGGACGACGCGCACCGCUUCCUGCAGCGCUGCGCCGACGCCGGCAACCUCGAAGCCUGCUACCUUCUCGGCAUGAUUCGGUUCUACUGCCUGGGAGGGAGCCGCGGGUCGGGCGCGGCGCUGAUGGCGGCGGCGGCGGUGGGCGGGCACCGCGAGGCGCUCUACUCGCUGGCCGUGAUCCAGUUCAACGGCAGCGGCGGCGGCAAGGACGACCGCGACCUCCGCGCGGGAGCCGCGCUUUGCGCGCGCGCGGCGUCGCUGGGCCACGUCGACGCGCUCCGCGAGCUGGGCCACUGCCUCCAGGACGGCUACGGCGUGCGCCGCUCCGUGCUGGACGGGCGCCGCCUCCUCAUCCAGGCGAACGCGCGCGAGCUCGCGGCCGCGGUGACCGCCUCUCCCCCGGUGGCAGCGGCGGGCGUCGGCAGCGGCAAGACGACGUCGGCGGCGCCGCGUCGGCACUCGUGCCUCCUGAGCGACUUUGGGUGCCGCGCCGCGGGCGGGGAGGCGCACGCGGCCAACCGGUUCCUGGUGGACUGGUUCGCGUCGCGGCCGCUCGGUGCCCCCGCGGCGGCGGCACCCAGUGGCAACGGCAACCCCGCGGCGGCCUCGCCGGAGGAUGAGGAGGAGGAAGCCGGCGGCGCGCUGCGGCUGUGCUCGCAGGCGCUGUGCGGUCGUCCCGAGACGCGGCGGCACGAGUUCAGGCGGUGCUCGGUGUGCGGCGUGGUGAACUACUGCUCCCGCGCGUGCCAGGCGCUGCACUGGAAGAUGGCGCACAAGGCGGAGUGCACGCCCGCGGACCGGUGGCUCGACGUCGCCGUAGGCGGCGGCGUCGGCGGCGGCGCCGCGGUGCAGCCCAACGCCAACGCCAAUGCCGACGCGGCGGCGGCCCCGGCUCCGUGACGCCCCGUGCGCACGCGCGCGCGGCGGGGCGGGGCCGGCGUCGUCAGUUUCCUCUCGCAGCAACGUCCAGUUUUUACUGCUCCCCCCUGCCUUCCGUCCGUUCUUUCUCUCUCUCUCUUUUUUUUUUCUUGUCGUUUCUCGCCCUCCAUUUCUCCUCUGUACUACCUGUGGACGUACGUACAUGGUUGGUUGGAAGUGAGCAUGGCAUGCUGAGGUAACAUUAUUGGCAAAAAGUGAGCGGUAGUGAAAAAUUUUCACCGCUAGUCUGAUCCCGUGGUCCGUGACCUGCGAGUAAAAAGUCUCUUCCGAGAGCAGCACGGCUGGGCUGCCUCUGCCGUGUCCUGUUCACGCACGGAGGAAGCGAGAGCGAGACGUGACGUGAGGUGGAAACCCCACUUGUCGUUGU
This is a messenger RNA of Sorghum bicolor (sorghum), 1942 nucleotides long. RefSeq names its product F-box protein At1g67340. The transcript has 3 exons. Bases 100 to 1536 code for a protein of 478 amino acids. Gene Ontology annotation, molecular function: protein binding. The record is from RefSeq and is a predicted model, not a curated record. NCBI's taxonomy places the organism in Eukaryota, Viridiplantae, Streptophyta, Magnoliopsida, Poales, Poaceae.